UAGAACCUGAGAAUGAGAUGAAAAUUGGGGAGUAGAAGCUGAAAAUGUCAUGCUCGUACUGGUCAUGUCCUUCUCCGGCAGCAUUUGGAGCUGUGUCAAUGGAAAAUGCCCUUCAUCCUUCUUCUCUCUCAUGGCGUUACGCCUCUUUUCAAACGAAGGUGGAGUCGAAUCGACCAAAGAAGAUUACGCGAAAUGUACCAACCCUAAUAAUCUUCUGCUGUUCUGAUUCUGAUUCUACUACUACUACUACUACUACUACUACUACUACUAGUAGUUCCACUGAAUCUUCAGAAUCGGCAGCAGUGGCUCCGCCGGUGAUAAGGAAGAGGACGAGGUAUAGGAAGCAGUAUCCUGGGGAGAAGGAGGGGAUUACGGAGGAGAUGAGGUUCGUCGCCAUGAGACUCCGUAAUUUCAAUGGUAAGAAACUUGACAUCGAUGCUAGUACUAGUGAUGAUGAUGAUGAUCAGAACAACCUUUCCGAUAAUGAAGACGGUGGUGGUGGAGAGCAUUGGCAGCCGAGCGUGGAAGGUUUUCUCAAGUACCUUGUUGAUAGCAAACUUGUCUUUGACACUGUCGAGCGCAUUGUUGACGAAUCCAAAGAUGUUUCUUAUGCAUACUUCAGAAAAACUGGACUGGAACGAUCGGAGAGCCUUUCAAAAGAUCUGGAAUGGUUUAGCCAGCAGGACAUUGCGAUUCCCCUGCCUAGCAAUCCCGGAAUUACUUAUGUUAAAUAUCUGGAAGAACUUGCAGAGAAGAGAGCACCUUUAUUUCUCUGCCACUUCUACAAUAUAUACUUUUCACAUAUAGCAGGCGGCCAAGUGAUAACAAAAAAGGUCUCUGAGAAGAUUUUAGAAGGAAGAGAGUCACAGUUUUGUAGAUGGGAGGGGAAUGCGGAAGAGUUGUUGAAAGAUGUGCGAGAGAAGCUGAACAUGCUUGGAGAGCACUGGUCUCGAGAUGAGAAGAACAAAUGCUUAAGAGAAGCCACAAAGUCAUUCCGGCAUUUGGGUCAGAUAGUCCGCUUGAUCACUUUAUAAAACAAUGCCAUUUUCAGAUCGAGGCUUCACUAAUUUUGAAUGAUUUAUAAAGCCUAAACUCAGCGCACAAAGUGGUUUGAUGGAUUUGGGAUGUCGUUCUGUUUUCUAGAUUUACUUCUCACAUCUAUCAUUGCCAUAAGAUCGAGAUUUAACUAUGUUUUUUCAUUUUACUUUCCUAGCCUUUUUCUUUUCUUCUGGUUCUAUAGUCAUAUACAACAUUUGUAAUCAAAAUUUUGUUUUAUGGCAUUAAUGAUGCCUUUGCUUUGUUCCCAAAUCAAACAUUGGGGUGGUUGACUAGUGGAAUUGAUAGAAUGGAAUUUACACAA
Molecule: messenger RNA, 1360 nt
Organism: Camellia sinensis
Lineage: Eukaryota; Viridiplantae; Streptophyta; Magnoliopsida; Ericales; Theaceae
Gene: HO2
Product: heme oxygenase 2
Biological process (GO): heme oxidation; phytochromobilin biosynthetic process
Molecular function (GO): heme oxygenase (decyclizing) activity
Source: RefSeq, a predicted model, not a curated record